AAAUAAUUGGUGAAUACAUUGAAGAAGAAUUGGUAAAAAAAUAUCAAUUUAAGAAACAAAUAAUCCCAAUUGAAGCAAUUGAAGAUGAAACUAUUCCAAAAAGUAGAAUUUACUUGAGUGAAAAUGUUGCAGAUUGUCAGAUUUUAUUAUUCUUGAUCCAAGGUGGCGGAGUCGUAAGAUCUGGUCAAUGGUCACGAAAAGUUAUCAUAAAUGAUUCACUUCAACUUGGCUCAAUGUUUCCAUACAUUGAAAGGGCAAAACAAUUAAAUUGGGGAAUUAUAAUUUUUAAUCCAAACGAACAUUUCGGAAGUUAUAAAGACGGUGAUGAAAGAAAAUUUGGUAAAAUACCUGGGUCUGAAAGUCACCAGAGUCAUUGUAUAUAUGUUUGGGAAAAUAUUGUGAGAAAUAUGACUGCAAAACAUAUUUUAAUAGUAGGACAUAGUUAUGGUGGAAUAAGUGUCAAUGCAAUGUUAGAUGAUUGCAAAGAUUUUAAAAGUCGUGUAUGUGCAAUUGCUUUGACUGAUAGUGUACAUAGCUAUGGUAUGAUACCAAGUUCUUCUAAAAAAUGGUUUAAAAACCACACAAUCAAUUGGAUAAAAUCGUCAUUACCAACUAAUGAGCCUGUCAAUAAUAAUGCGAAUCAAAAAUAA
This is a messenger RNA of Entrophospora sp. SA101, 650 nucleotides long. Lineage: Eukaryota; Fungi; Glomeromycota; Glomeromycetes; Entrophosporales; Entrophosporaceae. The record is from the annotation of a GenBank genome assembly.